AUGGCUCAAAGGCAUACGGGUGGUCCUGAAAAACAUAGAUUUACAAAAGAUAUUAUUGUACUUGGUGUGAAAACCACAAACAAAUAUAAUACCAGCUGUAUAUGUAAAGCUUGUAAUGAUGCCCUUGGUUGUGAUGAAGCCUUAAAUGAAACAUUUACUAAUAAAAAAAAUGUUGUAAGAAAUCACUUAAAAAAAUAUAAAUAUUUUCGUGCCAAACUUGAUUCUCAAGAAGCGAUAAAUGACUAUUGUAACAAGACAGAUAACAAGGCAGAGAAGAAUCUACAAGCUUCAAAAAAACAUCCAAAUGCUGAUGAUAUAUCAGUAUUGCUUCGAAUAACAAUAUCGAAUGGCUGGGCGUUUCAUUGGACAACAAAUCCAAAAACUAAGAAGUUUUUUAAAUUCUUGAAUCCAGCAAUUAAUCUUCCUAGUCGGAGUAAAAAUAUUUUAAAUCAACAUAUUUUUGGUUCAUUAUUUAUUUUGUCAACUGGAGAAGUUCAGAUUUGGGAAGCAAUUGAUACUAGUUCAGAAAGAGAAAGAAUGAUCAAAAUUAUUCCUAAAAUCGAGAAUAUGAUUAGAGAUGCAUUGAGUAUGAAAGCAAAAUUAUUAGCAAUUGUGUCUGAUAGUGCGCCUGCAUAUGCUGCUGCCAGCUUAGAUGAACUUUAUUUUUCACAAAAUAUAACAGCAAUUCUACUUAAUGACAAUUUUUGGCAAUUAAUAACGCAGUUACAUACUUUGCUUCUUCCUUAUUAUGGAGCUCUUAACAAACUACAAUCAGAUACUGCACAUCUUUAUGAUGUGCUACAAGCUUUCGGUGGAAUUUUGAGAAUGUGGGAGGAGUAUUCAGAUCAAGAUUUGGCUCAGCCUUUUCUUUUAAACCCAUUUAUUCAUGCUAUAUGGUUUAAUUAUAAUAAUGAAAAUUUAAACUUUACGUAUUUAGCUCAAUUUGUUACUUACUAUUACAAAGCAUGGUUUGAACGCUGGCCAAUCUGUAUUUUGCUUGAACUAGAAGAUUAUAGAAAGCAUAGAUUUCCCUUUGACUUCGAAACAUAUGAACAAUUUGAAAAAGAUAUACUACGAUUCUGGGAAUUCAUCUCUUCUUCAACUAAAGAAUUAGGUUCAUUGGCUAUACAGUUAUUCAGAAUAUGUGUUAAUGCAGCAUCUGUAGAGUGA
This is a messenger RNA of Cetraspora pellucida, 1170 nucleotides long. NCBI's taxonomy places the organism in Eukaryota, Fungi, Glomeromycota, Glomeromycetes, Diversisporales, Gigasporaceae. The record is from the annotation of a GenBank genome assembly.